AUGGACUCUGAGGAAACGAUAAACCAAGCUGUUAAAUUAGCCAAAGAUGCCGUCAUAGAGGAUGAAAAGAAAAACUACAAAGCUGCCCUGAACUUGUACAUACAAAGUUUACAAUAUUUUAAUUUCUUCUGUAAAUAUGAAAAGAACUCAAAUAUCAGGGAUUUAAUUUUAAAGAAAAUGGAAAUCUACAUGACGAGAGCCGAAAGUUUAAAGGAAAUAAUUAGCAAAAAAGAAUCCAUGGAGACAAAGGAAAAAGUAGGAGGAGGAGCAAGCACAGAAGAAAGUAAAGAAAAUAUGAAAAAACAAAUCAAGGAGUUUAUUCUAAAUAAAGAUAAAAAUGUUAAAUGGUCAGAUGUUUGCGGAUUAGAAACAGCAAAGGAGAUACUAAAAGAAGCAAUUAUUUUCCCCUUGAAAUUUCCAAAACUUUUUAACUCUUCUGCUUUGCCAUAUAAGGGUAUCCUACUAUAUGGACCUCCAGGAACUGGGAAAACCUUCCUAGCAUUAGCUUGUUCCAAUGAAUGCAACAUGAAUUUUUUCAACGUUUCUUCAUCCGACUUGGUAAGUAAAUACCAAGGAGAAAGUGAAAAAUAUAUUAAAUGUCUUUUCGAUACAGCUAAGGAACAUGCACCUGCCAUAAUUUUUAUUGACGAAAUAGAUUCUUUGUGUGGGUCCAGAACAGACGGCGAAAACGAAUCAACUAGACGGAUAAAGACAGAGUUUUUAAUAAACAUGAGCGGUUUAAAUAAUUACAAAAAUAAUAUUAUCGUCAUGGGGGCGACCAACACCCCGUGGUCCCUAGACAGUGGCUUCAGGCGGAGGUUUGAAAAGAGAAUAUAUAUUCCUCUCCCAAAUGUGUAUGCCAGGAUGAAGAUAUUUGAAAAGUACAUAAAUGGUAGUGAGAGUAGUGCCAAAGGUGAAGGUUCACCGGAUGGAAAAAGCGUAAAUGUUGGCGGAAGCAGCUGCACCAGCGGUAGCCCAAGCAACAUAGGAAAAGAAGACAUUAAAUACUUUGCAACUGUAACGGAAAAUUACACAGGCGCUGAUAUCGACAUUAUAUGCAGAGAUGCCGUUUACAUGCCAGUGAAGAAAUGCCUCCUCUCCAAGUUUUUUAAGCAAGUAAAGAGGAAUGGACAAAUUUUCUAUACUCCUUGUUCCCCUGGAGAUCCUGACCCAACCAAAGUUGAAAAGAACGUAAUGAGUUUAAAUGAAAACGAAUUACUGUUGCCGCCUCUAUCCGUGCAAGAUUUCAAAACAGCCAUAUCCAAUGCGAAGCCGUCGUUGUCUGUCGAUGAUUUGAAGAGGUAUGAGGAGUGGACCCAACAGUAUGGAAUGAAUGGCACGUAA
Molecule: messenger RNA, 1344 nt
Organism: Plasmodium coatneyi
Lineage: Eukaryota; Apicomplexa; Aconoidasida; Haemosporida; Plasmodiidae
Exons: 1
Coding region: 1-1344 (447 amino acids)
Biological process (GO): endosomal transport; vacuole organization
Molecular function (GO): ATP hydrolysis activity; ATP binding
Source: RefSeq, a predicted model, not a curated record